Messenger RNA from Acanthosepion pharaonis, 1899 nucleotides. NCBI's taxonomy places the organism in Eukaryota, Metazoa, Mollusca, Cephalopoda, Sepiida, Sepiidae. The record is from the annotation of a GenBank genome assembly.
AUGUGUCUCUCCUUCCCUCCCUCUAUUUGCUUUCUCUCCUCACCCAAUGCAACUAAUUUUAUUUCCUCCGCCUUUUACUCUCCUAUUUACCAGAUAUGUUUCUUUUCUUUCAUUUACCUUCGCCAUUUUUUUUUCCUCUGGUGCAAUUUUGUUUAUUUCCUUUUUGUUGCUCUCUUUUAUUUCCCGACUCUCUUCUUUCUUUCUUUCACUCACUCUCUUGUCUCUUUCUUUUUUCCUCACUCUCUUGUCUCUUUCUUUUCUUCACUCUCUUCUCUCUUUCUUUCACCCACUCUCUCGUAUCUUUCUUGUUCAGACUCUCUUCUCUCUUUCUUUUCCUCGCUCUCUUGCCUCUUUUUUCCUCACUCUUUUAUCUGUUUCUUUUCCUCACUUUCUUGUCUCUUUCUUUUCCUCUUUCUCUUGUCUCUUUCUUUUCCUCUUUCUCUUGUCUCUUUCUUUUCCUCUUUCUCUUGUCUCUUUCUUUUCCUCCCUAUCUUGUCUCGUCUCUUUCGUUUCCUCACUCUCUUGCCUCUUUCUUUUCCUCACUCUCUUGUCUCAUUUUCCACAUUCUCUUGUCUCUUUCUUUUCGCCAAUAUCUUCUUUCUUUCUUUUCCUCAUUCUCUUUUAUUCUUUUCACACUCUCUUUUCCUCACUUUCUUGUCUCAUUCUUUUCCUCUUUCUCUUGUCUCUUUCUUUUCCUCUUUCUCUUUUCUCUUUCUUUUCCUCCCUUUCUUGUCUCAUUCUUUUCCUCUUUCUCUUGUCUCAUUCUUUUCCUCUUUCCCUUGUCUCAUUCUUUUCCUCUUUCUCUUGUCUCAUUCUUUUUCUUUUUCUCUUGUCUCUUUCUCAUUCCUUUUCUUGUCUCUUUCUCUUUUCUCUUUCUUUUCCUUUCUUUUACUCCCUUUCUUGUCUCAUUCUUUUCCUCUUUCUCUUGUCUCUUUCUUUUCCUCCCUUUCUUGUCUCAUUCUUUUCCUCUUUCUCUUGUCUCUUUCUUUUCCUCCCUUUCUUGUCUCAUUCUUUUCUUCUUUUCUUUCUCUUGUCUCCCUUUCUUUUCCUUCUUUUCUUUCUCUUGUUUUCUUUUCCUCUUUCUCUUGUCUCUUUCUUUUCCUCCCUUUCUUGUCUCAUUCUUUUCCUCUUUCUCUUGUCUCUUUCUUUUCCUCCCUUUCUUGUCUCGUUCUUUUCCUCUUUCUCUUGUCUCUUUCUUUUCCUCCCUAUCCUGUCUCGUCUCUUUCGUUUCCUCGUCUCUUUCUUUUCUUCGCUCUCUUGCCUCUUUCUCUUCCUCACUCUCUUUUCUCUUUCUUUUCGCCAAUAUCUUCUUUCUUUCUUUUCCUCAUUCUCUUUUAUUCUUUUUCCACACUCUCUUUUCCUCUUUCUCUUCUCUUUCUUUUCCUCUUUCUCUUGUCUCUUUCUUUUCCUCUUUCUCUUGUCUCUUUCUUUUCCUCUUUCUCUUGUCUCUUUCUUUUCCUCCCUAUCGUGUCUCGUCUCUUUCGUUUCCUCACUCUCUUGCCUCUUUCUUUUCCUCCCUAUCUUGUCUCAUCUCUUUUGUUGCCACACACUCUUGUUUCCUCCUUUUCCUCAUCCUCUUGUCUCUUUUUUCUCACUCUCUUUCCUCUUUUCUCUCACUCUCUUAUCUGUUUCUUUUCCUCUUUCUCUUGUUUCUUUCUUUUUCUCCCUAUCUUGUCUCGUCUCUUUCCUUUCCUCACUCUUUUGUCUCUUUCUUUUCUUCGCUCUCUUGCCUCUUUUUCUUCCUUACCAUCUUGUCUCUUUUUUCUACAUUCUCUUGUUUCUUUCUGUUCCUCAAUCACUUGUCUCUUUCUUUUCCCCACUCUUUCAUUCUUUUCCUCACUCUUUUGUCUCUUUCCUUUCCUCGCAUUCUCGUCUCUUUCUUUGUUCUCGACAUUUUGA